Messenger RNA from Zea mays, 1694 nucleotides. RefSeq lists its product as uncharacterized. The coding region runs from base 35 to 1522 and encodes 495 amino acids. The transcript has a single exon. Lineage: Eukaryota; Viridiplantae; Streptophyta; Magnoliopsida; Poales; Poaceae. The record is from RefSeq and is marked validated.
CCACUUCCACUCAACACUCCACAGAGUCAAGAAGAUGACUGGGAACGAGAACCUCGUCGACGGAGUCGAGAACGAGAGCCAACAAGACGCCCACGUCGCUGAGCAUGCUGCCGGUGGUACUGCUAGUAUACGUCGCCAUGAAGUACACGAAGCUCCGCCGCCUCGCCGUUACCGUCUUCCUAAGGUGCGGCGUGCCUUCGGCGGACCACCACCCCCUCCUCCUCAUAUCAGCUUCCAGUACAACAGCGCCGCCACCAUCGAGAGGAUCCCCUACAACCUUCAGUUCAUCGUCCCUCGAAACCGCAACGUCAUCGCGCCCACUGCAGUGGCCAUAGGUCCCUACCACCGUGCCUUACCCCAGCUCUCGGGGAUGCAGGAGGCCAAGGCCGCAGCCGUGGCGGAGUUCUGCCGCGCGGCGGGCCAGCCGCUCGCGGCGGUCAGAGGAAAGAUGCUCUCGGUGGCGGGAGCCGCUCGCGGGAGCUACGCCGCCGACGGCACGCUCGUGGACUUGGACAACGGCGAGUUCGCGGAGAUGAUGUUGCUGGACGGAUGCUUCCUGCUGCAGUUCAUGGCCUCCGUGUGCCGGCGCCGCGACGACGAUCCACUCAUCUCGAGAGGCGAGGUGCGGAGAAGCAUCAACGCCAUCGUGCGGGACGUGAUGCUGCUGGAGAACCAGAUCCCCUGGCUUGUGCUCAGCUCCCUCAUGCAGUUGAUGCCGCCGCCCGCCGGGUCUGUCGUCAAUGACUUCCUUCUUCUCAUGGCCUCCGCCUUCCACAUCGUCGGCGACAUCAGCAAUGCCAACAGCCAAACCGGCCUGCCGGCCGCCGGAGAAUUAGAUAAGCCGCCGCCACCGCAUCUCCUUGGCCUCUUCCAUCGCCGUCAAAUGGAUAUGGGCGCGGUGCGCACCCAGCAGCACCAGGGCAGCCUCCUCCGCGUCCCCUUCCAGCUGGCUUCCCUGUCCAGCACCGCGGUGGAGCUCGCUGAGAUGGGCGUCAAGCUCGCCCCAAGCAAGACGAAGACAUUUGGGGACAUGGCCAUGUCCAAGCGGGGGCGCCGCUGGCCCCUCGGCCUCUUCGGCGAGCUCUCCCUGGCGCCGCUGGUCUUGAACCGACUCACCGAGUGCUGGCUCCUGAACAUGGCGGCCUAUGAGUUGUGCCAGCCGCAAGGCGACGCUACCGAUAGCUUCCCUGUCAGCUCUUACGUCACGCUCGUGUCGCUCCUUGUGAACCGGCCGGAGGACGUGCAGGAGAUGCGCGCCAAGGGCCUCGUCGUCAGCGUCUUCGACGACGCGGAAACACUCGGCUUCUUCAAGGCGCUAGCGCCGCACCUGAGCGUCGGUUACCGCUACUACGAGGUCUUCCAGUGCCUGCAGGAGUACAGGCAGGAGAGGUGGCUGUGGAUCGCCGUCCACAGGUUCUUGUACAACAACAUCAAGACCAUCGCCACUGUCUUCUCCAUCGUCGGCGUGCUCGCGGGACUCUUCAAGACCAUCCUUUCUGUGAAGCAGCCCCAUGGCCCGUAAGACGACCAGCACAUUGAGGGAGCUGGUGUUUGGUUGACUGUAUUUGUUGAUGCUUGCAUCGCGAGAUGCAAUGAGCUGGUAUUUGGUUGUUCUCAACCAAGCUCUACGCGUGCGAGAUGUGUGUUUAGUUACCUGUGUGUAGAUAUGAAGUCAGGCUCGCACGAUACUUAAA